AUGGAGCUCACAACAACCAGCGAAGAUUUCUUUCAUGCUUCCAACAAGACUUUCAACGCCUCUUCUCAUGGGACAGACGACAGCUUUGGUGGCCUGACAGUGACACAGCUGAGAUACAUAUUUGCUUCUUUCUGUGGCCUCAUCUUGUUGGUUGGCUUUGCUGGCAACCUCUUCAUGCUGCUGGUCCUGAUUGAGGGCUUCAGGAGCAGCAGGAGCACCAACUCCAUCUCUGCCAUGACCAACACUCUCAUGGUCAACAUCACCAUCUCCGACCUGAUCUUCCUCCUCUACAAUGUCACCGUGCUGCUGCUCACAUUUGUCUAUGAGGACUGGGAGAUGGGCUUGGCUGUGUGUGUCAGCAGCCAGAGCUUUUCCAUGUGGACCAUGUUCUGCAGCUUCUAUAGCAUGGUGGUCACCUCCAUCCUGAGAUACCUGGCAGUUGUUCAUCCCACCUGCUCCUUCCCAGCAAAUUGGCUCCAGAGGUUUCUUCUCUGCAUGGUCAUGUGGCUCAUGGGCUUCACUGUGUCUGUCCCCAACUGGAUACACCAAGGAGUCGUCGUGCUUGAAGAUGCUCGAUACUGUACGCUUUUGAUGACGCCGAGGCAAACAUACCUGUAUUUUGUUCUCUUUGGUGGGGUUGCCUUCUUCCCCUUUGUGCUUCUCUUGGUCCUGUGCUAUUCCAGAAUCGUCCAUUCCCUCUGGUUCAGGAAGAUGGUGGUGGUCCACUCAUCCUCAAGCAUUCGGCUCAACAGGAAAGCAACUGUCAUGAUCCUGACCGUAUUGGCGGUUUUCAUCCUGAUGUGGAUACCAUGCUCAGUGGUGAUAUACCUCUCGGCCACCCACAGCCUCCCACAAACUCCUGCAGGAUUUGUAGCCUCCGGCUUAUCUAGCAUUCUGGCUUAUUCGAACUGCUCCGUAAGCCCCCUCAUUUGCUUUUCCCUUUCAGAUCAGUUUCAGGCUAGCCUGAAAAAGUUGCUUUGCCGACGAGGUCCCAGGUAA
Messenger RNA from Podarcis lilfordi (Lilford's wall lizard), 999 nucleotides. Lineage: Eukaryota; Metazoa; Chordata; Lepidosauria; Squamata; Lacertidae. The record is from the annotation of a GenBank genome assembly.